GCUAGUAGGCAUUUUACGGCCAGUUCACGGCCAAGUUCGCGGCUAGACGUGCACAGCUACAGAUGCGGGAGCUUUUCACCUCUCUUUUAAGUGGUUUAUCUUUGAUGUGCCGCCUGGAACAGACAUGUUUGCGAUACUUGUGGCCGGGAGACUGGUGCAAACCGAGUGCACGCAGGUUAGCGAGACGCAGUUUCUCUUCGACGUGCAGGACGCAGACUCCGUGAAUCACGUCGCCGUAUUUCUCACUGGUCUGCAGCCGUUUCCAGACACGCACGGUGGCGCAGUGUACUUCAGUUGGCCGGAUCCUAGUGGCGCCGCCCGGUGGCAAUUGCUGGGACACAUCUCGAAUAACAAGCCCAGCGCCAUAUUCAAGCUUUCCUCGUUGAAAAAGAGUGGCGAGGACAUCGCGAACCCGUUUGGCGCCGCGCCGGCGCACCACCUAGCGCAGAUCGGCAUCUCCGUCGAACCUCUCGACCAGCUAGCAGCGCAGGUCCCAGCAGGUGGCGCCGCCGUCUCCACCUCGGACACGUUCACCGAGUUUGCGAACAAGACGCUGGAGAGCCUCUUCAACUACGCGUCGUCGUUUGCAUCGACGGCGACGCCUUCUGCCGGCGAGGCGACGCUGCCGCUUAGCGUGCUGCAAAACUGGUACAUGACGUUCCGCAGACGCCUCGAGCAGAACCCGCUAUUCUGGAGGACGUGACUGCGCCGGCCGCCAGGGGGCUUCACUACCGUGUCGUGCCUCCAGGGGGCACUGACGACGUGAAAUGUUCGCGUGUUUUCAAAACGAUGCAGAGAACUCGGCGAUAAUUUUGGCGACAAGUUCUCUGCGUCGUUUUGAAAACACGCAAACAUUUCACGUCGUCAGUAUACAUAUAUAUAGUAUAUAUUUAUAUAUAUAUAUCAUAACACCUCACUUACACAAAAUCUAGGUUGCACUACAUAUAUAUAUAUAUAUAUAUAUAUAUAGUUGUGUAUAGAGUGAUAGCUGGUUGUUGAGUGAUGCAUGAUGCAUUAACAGUCAACGUACUAAUCUCAUGCGUAGAUGUGUUGUAGUAGAGAAGACUACGUGGCGAUGUUAUAAGACAUGAAUAUGUUCCUCGUGUUAGUACGAUAUAUACUACAACUAAAGUCUGUUAUAACCAUCGGAGAGAAAAGUGAGACUUAGUGAGAUUAUAGAGAUCUAUUUUAGAGAAAUAUAUAUAUAUAUAUAUGUGCGCGCGUGUGUGUGUUGGCUACUCGUCUGUACUUUAUAUAUACUAUUAAUUUAGCAAUCACCAGUGAGCUGAUGUGGUUGCUUUUUUCUUUAGCUGUCAAUGCUGUGCUCAUUAUCAUACUAUGCUUGCAAGAUAGAGUUCUCUGUCUAUUGCUCUUCCCCUCCUCACUAUCUCUCUCUCUCUCUAUCUUUUUCUUUCUCUCUAUCUUUCUCUCUCUCACACUUUCUCUCUCCCCGUCUCU
Priapulus caudatus is the source of this 1458-nucleotide messenger RNA. Its product is annotated as protein Hikeshi-like. The record is from RefSeq and is a predicted model, not a curated record. The transcript is spliced from 5 exons. The coding region runs from base 125 to 703 and encodes 192 amino acids. Gene Ontology annotation, cellular component: nucleus; cytosol. Gene Ontology annotation, molecular function: nuclear import signal receptor activity; Hsp70 protein binding. Gene Ontology annotation, biological process: protein import into nucleus. NCBI's taxonomy places the organism in Eukaryota, Metazoa, Priapulida, Priapulimorpha, Priapulimorphida, Priapulidae.